AUUUUCAAUUUGCUGUGGUAAACAACGUUAUGUACAUAAAAACACUUGCACCAUCAAACGUGUAUGAUACAAUAUACGUGUGCAUUCCCUGUAUUAUAUAAUAUAAUCCAUACAAAUACAUAAUGUUGAAAUUAGUCACGAUAAUGUGUUCCCCGAUGACAGUUAAAACAAUAGUUGUCGUCGCAUUGAUGUGGACGACUUUAUGCCGCUCUCCGGUGCACUGUUUCUUUUUAUCGAAUCCAUUUAACAAUGUGCAAAGUUUAUCAACGUUUACUACUCAACCAAUUACACUAAAAGUGCCCAAAGACCAAAUCAAUAAUUUAAAACAAGAGAUUCAAACAAAUCCGAUGUAUUUACAACAAUUACUUUCUCAAUCUGGCAGUCCAAAUGGAUUCGGACAGCCGGUUUCUCUAACGCCUAAUGCGGUAGGAGGAAAUAGAGGACUUACAACCUUACCAUCAUUAAAUUAUGGCUACCCGUCUGUUGGCCAAGGCCCUAUUACAGUAGCAUUGCCUAAAGUAACUACGGUUGGUGGUCAGAAAUACUUUUUGACUACAAGAGCGAAUUUGCUUUGGAAUAAAGGAGCUAAUUUUUUUAAAAAUUUAGCUUCAACGGUUGUGUCGCCUUUAUCAACUAAAUUGUCGCCAAUGAUUCAUGUCAAUAAUGACAAUGGAAUCAAUCAAGGAAAUGUGGGGAAAAUAAUUACAAAUAAAGAAAGAAUAACUGAAGAAGAUGAUGACGAUGGUGAUGAAGAGGAAGAAGAGAAAGAAGAAGAAGAAGAAGAAGAAGAAGAAGAAGAAGAAGAAGAAGAAGAAAUACAAAGUGCAAAAAAAUCUAGAAACAGAGGAAACAUUAGGAAAAAUAAUUAUAACCCUAGGAAGAAUAAAACUAAAAUUAAAAAUGACAGUAUUCCCGAAGAGAGUAGUGAGAGAGAAAACAGUGGCGACUACGAAGAGCAGUCGGAAGAAAAAAGUAAAAUAAAAAAAAAUAAUGGUAAAAAAAAAAAUGGUAGAAGUCCGAUAGAAAGACAUGACGGAGAUAGUGCUAGUGCUGGUGCUAGUGCUGGUGAUAGUGUUAGUGCAAGUUAUAGCGACAAUGCUAGCGAAUAAACUAAUAAUGAAAAUAAUAAGGUGCAUCAUUAAGACAAUAUUUAAAGUAAAAUUAUUCAGUGGCUUUCAAUCGAACGAAAUAGAGAGAAAUAAUGAUAUUUGAAAAAAUUGUAUCACAAAUAUUACAAACAAUAAUGUUAAUUAAAAAUUAUCGUGA
Molecule: messenger RNA, 1266 nt
Organism: Sipha flava (yellow sugarcane aphid)
Lineage: Eukaryota; Metazoa; Arthropoda; Insecta; Hemiptera; Aphididae
Product: armadillo-like helical domain-containing protein 4
Exons: 4
Coding region: 123-1109 (328 amino acids)
Source: RefSeq, a predicted model, not a curated record